AUGACCGUUCCCGCACGAACCCGCCUCUCCUUCCAGUACGACGGCAAGCUCCUGCGCCUCGAGACGGCGGUGCACUCGGUCCGGCCCUUUGCGGACCUCGAGGCGGCCAACCAGGCCCUCUUCAAGCAGGCCAGCGCCGACGAGGACCAUGUUGUCGUGACGAGGGAGACCGUCUUCCACCCGCAGGGCGGCGGCCAGCCGUCGGAUGAGGGCACGCUGGCCAUGGCUGCUGGCCAUGACGUCGCGGCCCGCGUGCCCAUUUUCCGCGUCCGGGCCGUGCGCAUGGACGCCGUCCACGACGGCCAGGUGCUGCACCUGGGACGCUACAUCGGUGGUGGUGACGCGCCUCUGGCCGCCGCCAUGGCCCCCGGCGACGUCGUCGAGCAGGCCGUCGACGCCGACAAGCGGCUGCUGUACUCGCGCCUGCACACGGCCGGCCACGUGCUUGGCUCGGCGGUGCGUAGCCUGCUCGAGGCCGAGGUGCCCGGCUUCGACGAGCUCAAGGCGUCGCACUUCCCCGACAGCGCCGCGUGCGAGUUCCGCGGCAGCAUCGAGGGCCGCUGGAAGGCGCCCAUCCAGGCGCGCGUCGACGAGUACCUGAGCCGCGCCAUGCCCGUCGAGAUCGACUUCUGGACCGACGACGACUUCCGCCGCGAGGGCCUGGAGCGCCUCAUCCCGGACCGCGGCCUCCUGCCGCCGGGCGAGGACCGCUUCCGAGUGGUGCGCAUCGUCGGCGCCGAGGUCUACCCAUGCGGCGGCACGCACGUCGACACGACGGACCAGUGCGGGCCCACGACGGUGAGGAAGAUAUCGCGCGCCAAGGGCAUCAGCAGGGUCAGCUACGCCGUCGCCGCCAACAGCGAUGUUGGCGGCGGCCAGCCGACGUCGUGA
Molecule: messenger RNA, 891 nt
Organism: Purpureocillium lilacinum
Lineage: Eukaryota; Fungi; Ascomycota; Sordariomycetes; Hypocreales; Ophiocordycipitaceae
Biological process (GO): tRNA aminoacylation
Molecular function (GO): aminoacyl-tRNA ligase activity; ATP binding
Source: RefSeq, a predicted model, not a curated record